AUGUGUUAUUUGAAGAGUGAAGUCAGGAUCAAUAUACAGGGUGAAACAACCCUUCGCCCCCCCCCCCUCAAUACUGUCUCAUUUUUAUGUAGCUACGUAUGCACCCUAGAUUUUGUUGUUGGUUUCAGAUGCAGGCCUGAUGAAAUAGUUCAUACAGAAAAGCCCAUACAGUACAUCCAGCACAACCUUCCCACCACAGAGUUCUUUUAAAAAAAAUGUAAUAAUUGGAAUGGCAGGAAAACUGGAAUAACGUAUCCCUUAGGAAUAGGACAGACAAAUGGGAAUAAUAGCAGCAGAAUUGAGCAUGAGCAAUUGAGGACAAAGAAUAGGCAUGGGGAAGAGGUGAGCUCAGAAAUGGGAGCUGGAAAGUUGGAGACUUAGUGCAAGAGUGCAGACAUAUAGGGCAAGACUAUCUUACAGUGUCCUCACAAUCUGGUGCUCUGUCGUCAUUGUCAUCCAAGCAGCUCUUCCCAUUUAAGUCUGCACCCUUCUGAAGAAUGUCCGCACCAUCUCUCAAAAUCAAUGGGACGAUAGUUCGUGCCAGAACCUAGGAUCCUGAAUUCCCAAGCUAACCCCCUUGCGUCUCUCCACUGCCCUUCUACUUAGGAGUAAAGUGCAAGCCACAAAGUGGUUGAGCAUCAAACACAUUUAUUUCACUUUUAUUGAAUACAAGAACAGUGAGCACACACGCAUACACCACCAAGCACUGAAAGAGGAUAUGAUUGAAAGGGGUGGGGGGACAAAAAGAGGAAUGGGGUGCAAGAUGGCCAGAGGAGUUAGUGAGGAAGGAAUGACAGAGCGUUGCAGUUGGUUGGUAAAGUGCUUCUCAAAUUAAAAAGAAAGAAAGAAUAUAAUUAGUAAUAUUAUUCAUGCAAUUGCAGGGCAGUUUCGGAAUCAACUUAAGGGAUUUGGCGCAAACAAUCAGUUUCGUCUCCCACGCCCUUCAGAGGGAAAUGCCCAAAGAAAAGAAAAAAGAGUGGUCAGCUGCGUCUGAUGGAAGCAGUAGUGAAGAUUAAGGUAAGAGGAAGCCAUAACUUUAAAAAUUAUGCAUGGCUUCAACACUACCACAGAUAAUAAAUAUUAUAUAUAUUUAUAUAUAUUUAUAUAGAUGUCUAUAUAUAAGCCACAUCCUGCUAGGUGAACCAAAAAAACCUAUUUUUUUGUUAAUGGCUACCCAUCGGACAAGCUGCGGGAAUAAUAAUCCGAAGGAACAAGUCUAUUUUAGCUUUCCUCUGAUUGCCCAGUUGGAUUUUGAUCUUGAGCAUGUUGGGCUUGAUGCUGUUUACCUCCACAGAUUUGAGUGGCUGACUCACUUAUCCCAAUGUAUACCAGUGUAAGUGGGAUUGUGCUUUCCAUCUAGCUACUCAACAGUGACUUUUGAGCUGAUGUUAUUUUCUUUUUUUGAAAGUCAAAAUCAAAAUGCAAAGUUUGAGAAGGGAGGGUUACCUCUACCCCCAAAUUCCCUGUAACAAUGUCACCAAGAUCCCCCUGUGUCUUGGUUAUUUUUAAAAUUAAGAGCACAAGCUUUUUUGUGUUUUGUUAAGAUCAAUUUAGAGUUCUAUGUAUUUCACAUCCAUAUGUGGUAUUUCUUUGCUUUUCGGUUCUGGGGUAUUACAUGAUCCCUAUCAGCAACAGGAAGUGAACAAAUUAAUAACAGUCCUGAAAUAAAACUCAGGGAGAGAAGCAUAUAGUUGGAUACAGAAGUGGCAAUGACUUCUACAUCAAAGAAAGAAGUCUGUUUAUGUUCUCAGUGCUUUACGUAGGCCAUGUCUGCAUGCCAGAAGCAGAUCCAGUUUUAGAGAACUGUAAAGACCAACGACCCAAUGCUUUCUAUUGUAGCAGUUUACUGUAUGGGAAACAUCCACUUGACUAUAUUCAAGGAGGUCCUUUCACCCUAAGAUCUCUAGAUCCCAAUCACAGACACUAAUUAAAUGUCCUUCUCCAGCUAUCAUGUGUGCUGAGGAGGGAAGAUGUAAAAAGGCAAGCAUGGUGCAAUAUCUGUUGUUCUUUCUCUAACGUCUGGAGCCACUGGCUGCUUCACUUGGAAACUGGUUCAUUUUGGUUUGUUCCCCUUAACAUUAUGCAUCUGCUGUCUUUCCCCCCUCAAACAGUGGAUGAAGGCAAUUUGUGGAAAGCAGAGAAGGAAACCUUCCAAGUAUACCAGGUUCCAUUUGUAGCAGAGAAAGUUACAUUUGAUGCCUUCCUCAUCCACGAGCAGCGCCAGCCCUUAUGGGUUGUCCCUUUCUGUAACUGAAUGGAUGUACUUUCAAAGAGCCAGUGCUUCGCUUGUCCUCCGGUUCUAGGUUGACAGUGCUUAGAAGGAAGCCAUGAUGUUUCACACUGGUUCCCCACCUGCCGGAUACUCUCUGCAGAAGCUAGUGUCACCCUGGCCAAACACAGUCAUGCAGCAUACAGCAGGCAGGAUGGGGAGGCCUCCUUGUUUGACCUGGACACUCCCUUUGGAGGGCUAUCCAUUGCAGAUAUGAUGCUAAAAAGGGAGUCCUGUGGCCAGUAGGUCUGGAGGAACCACUUUAUAGUUUUGAAAAACUGACACACAGGGCAUCUUUGCUACAGGUAAAUAUUUAGGUCCGAGAGAUCAAAGCCUACUAGAUACUGAAAGGCUCUGAAUGAAGCAACCUGACCUCAUGUCCCCAAGGUGACCUGAGUCUCCUGGGCCCAAGGGAGGAGGGAGACCUUGGCACGCUUAAGUGACUAACUGGGCUGCAGUAACACUGAUCCAUUCUGUCUUCCUUGACUCCCUCUCCAGGUUGCUGAAUGGUGCCUUAUCACCAACCAACCAAUUACAAACACUACUGUGUCACUAUGUCUUUAG
Messenger RNA from Podarcis lilfordi (Lilford's wall lizard), 2833 nucleotides. The record is from the annotation of a GenBank genome assembly. Lineage: Eukaryota; Metazoa; Chordata; Lepidosauria; Squamata; Lacertidae.